CCCCUGACGACGUACAAAAUUAAUUUCUGACUGAGAGCAAUCUUCACUUGACUACAGGAACAUCGAGUGAGAGGGUAGUGUUUGGAGUUAGGAAUUCAAGAAGAUAGUAUUGAACUGCUUGGCAUCCAUCACAUUUUCAAAACAUAACAAUGUUCAAGAACACUUUUCAAAGUGGAUUCUUGUCAAUACUUUACAGUAUUGGCAGUAAGCCGCUACAGAUUUGGGACAAAAAAGUGAGUAGUGUCAAUUGACUGUCAAAAUCAUAACCGAGUGUUUCUUUUCUUUUUACGUUUUCGUGGGUGAAAUUGGUGUUACUUAAACAUUUUAGCGUGCCUAGCAACGUUGGUACUAUUCCUUUGUAUUUAUUAUCAUGUUCCUAGAACAUAGCCUAAUUUAUAAAUUAAACAUAGACAUAGUAAUAGUAUUAUAAUGAAAAGAAGAUCUUACAUAUAUUCUUGUAGUAGUCUCAUACUCAUGGGCAUGGAUCCGUGCACAUAUAUGACAUAUUGGAUAUCUUAACUGUAGGCCAGGGGGUUAUUAGGAGUACUUUAUCAUUUUGUGAUAUGGGGUGGCGGUGGGUGGUAGAGAGUCUCUAAGAGACCAAUGUUUGAUUUUCUUUAAAAAAAAAAAUUAAAUCUAAUUCUUAUUUUUUUCAAAAUUUCCGCUUUUCAAUUUUAUGAUAAGCCUACUAUAUGAAUAUAUUCGUGUUAAAAAAUAUGUGAAAGUCACUACUCACUAUUAAUUUGAAUGGUGUACUCGGUUUUUUAGUUCUACUAAACAUUGUUUGGCAAUGAGCCAAUAAGGCGACACACCUACCAACAUGACAGACUUUUGUUACAAAUACUUUAAACAGUUUUUAGAGACAAAAGCUAAGUGACAGUGAGCUAGGACUGAGUAUGAGAUGAUAUAUUUUUUUUAUAUAUUGAAGUAGUGCACUUUCAAUCACCAAAUAAUAUAGGCAUUAGGUUUAUAGGAUAUGCCUAUAUGUAUAUUUAAGCUAUUAAAUCUAAUUUUAAUUUAGAAAUGAAUUCAAAUUAUACCUACUAUGUAUAUAUGUUCUUAUGCAAACUGCAGUGGUUGAAGAUUACUUGCUUGUCUCUUUAACAUAUGAAAUUUCAACAAUAUCUUUAAACAGUCUUUUAUUUAUUUUUAUUUUACAAAUAGGCCUACCUGUUUAAAUUAAUUAUAAAGAAAAAUGAAAAAAGGCCAAAUAUGUUCAUUAGCUCAUCCUAAAACUUGAUUGUCAAUAAGUUAUAUAAUCUGUCUCAGUAUCAGCAAAUAGGCCUAUAUGUGUAUUAUUUAUUAAUUAUUUUACAGUUUGGAAAGAUAUAGAAACCAUGGGUUGGUCACUUAAUUGUUGAUACAUAAAAUAAAAUUUAUGCAAGGUUUUCAAUAAGAAAUAGUUGCCCGAUAGUGAAAUCUAAUUUUUGCUUCUCGUUUGGCUUACAGGUGCGCAAUGGUCACAUCAAGCGUAUUACAGACAAUGACAUCCAAUCUUUAGUUUUAGAAAUUGUUGGCACAAAUGUAAGGUAAGUUACUGAUAAAUACGGGAGAUGUUGUUUUUUGUUUGUUUGUCAAAUACAUUUUUUGUUCAAAUUUUAUAUUUCUGUUUAAAAGACAUAUUUCUUUAGAAUUGAAUUCACUUUGAACUUUCAAUGACAUAAAAGCAUGUCUGCUGCAAAGCUAGUCAAUUUUAAGUUUUGAUCAAUGUACUCAUGAGAGUUCUGGUACAUAAAGUUUCAGGGCAUUUUUAAUACAAUUAAAUUUUAAAAUGCUUUUGUCUAUUUCAGCACAACAUAUAUCACUUGUCCAGCAGAUCCUAAAAAGACUUUGGGGAUCAAGUUGCCAUUUUUAGUAAUGAUCAUCAAAAACUUGAAGAAAUACUUCACAUUUGAAGUGCAGGUAAUUAAAUUGUAUAUCAUGAUAAAAUAAUGUAUUAUCAUUAUUAAAAGCUGUACUGGUGCCAACAAGACAGAGUGAUUUCCAAAUUCAUGUAUCUUAAUGACUUUUAAUGGUCAUCUGAGAUGAUUCUGAUACAAUUAAUAGAAAAGAAAAAGUAAGAAAUUUAGUUAAUAAAAUUAUAUAUAUAUAUUAAUUACUAAAGACCAAAUUAAUUUCUCUAUCAUCCCAAACCGGUAACUCUUAUCAAUCCCUUGAAAGGUGGAGCUGACCCUUUGCACAAGACCUGGUAUAAAUCCAUAAAUCUGUGCAGAAUUUCUUCCCAAACACAUAGUGUUUAAGUUACUAAUUACAUGCUUUUUAAAAUCUUCUCAAGGUAUUAGAUGACAAAAAUGUAAGGCGGAGGUUUCGUGCAAGUAACUACCAAAGCACAACGAGAGUAAAGCCAUUCAUCUGCACCAUGCCCAUGAGGCUAGAUGAUGGCUGGAAUCAAAUUCAGUUUAACUUGUCUGACUUCACACGCAGGGCAUAUGGCACAAACUACAUCGAGACCCUCCGAGUACAGGUAAUUAAACAAUUUAAUUUCAACAUUCUUCAGACAUAGCUAUUGAAGUCUGCAGUAAGGAAAUAUAAAUAUAUUUGCCUUGAAAAAAAAUAUUUGUUUUAAAGAAUUUUUGUACAGUUCAGACUGUCAUUAAAUUUCUGUACUCUUCUUUUUUCUGUGUACACCCAUGCUCUAAAUGUGAAUAAUGUAGUUCUGACUUUUUCUUCUUUCUUCCAGAUACAUGCAAAUUGCAGAAUUCGCAGGGUCUACUUCUCUGAUAGAUUGUACUCAGAAGAUGAAUUACCUGCAGAGUUCAAGCUUUACCUCCCUGUGCAACAAAAGAAAUAAUAAAGCUCUUAAUGUACAAUUUAUAGAAAUAUUAACCUUGCCUGUCUUGUUAGCUCAUUUGUUGUGCAUGGUCAGUUACUACUCUAUCUAGAGUCAUGAAGAUGGUGGUAUCUGUACUUUGGUAAAGGUCCGAUAACCUGUUUUAGUGGACAUGAAAUUGUAUGUUAAGGAAGACUAAUAAAAAUACUUCUGCUUUGAUUUCUUUACAAAUAUUAGUGGCCAAUUGUUAGGCAAUUACAGUUUAUCAAAAAUAUGAUUGCCACAUUUCUUUUGAGGGAUAUGAUGUAAAACAACUUACCGGUAGGACAAAUUUGUUAAGGGAGGUAGCUUUUAUUUUGAAGGCAGUAUUGAUUAUGUCUCCCAAAAUUUCUAAUACCUAGUGUUUAUAUUGUUACGAUGGCAACAGAUGGUUUUGUUGAACAAAGUUCAUCUAGGUUCAAUUGUACUGUUGUGAUAUUCUUGAACAUAAAAAAAAAAAAAAGAAAAUAUUUGGAAAAUAUAUCAGGAUUUUUUUUUCCACUUCAAAUUACUCUAAUCUAAUGGCAUAAAAUAUAUAUUAACUGAACCAAACAUUAUUGUUGUAUCUACCUGUUUUUAUGCCAUGCACUGUUAUUGUUUGUCAUAAAAUGGGUGGAAUAUUUGAUAGGCAUGCAAAGUUUAUAGUGGGAGAUUGUGCUGUACAGAGAUAUAUAUUGGAGCCAAUCUCCACAGCUAUUGACAAUGUUGUAACAUAGACCUUCACAAGUUCAACUGUUUUUGUGAGAGGUCCAGACCAAUUUUUAAGAGUUGAAUGUGAAUCAUGGUGUAACUGUUCUUACAUUAAUCACAGUCCCAUAUGCCCAAAAAGCAUUUUGUGUGGUUGUUUUGGUGAAAGGUGGACUAUAUUUUUUUAGAAGCGUGCCUGAAAUAUAAAUAAAUGUGAAUGCAUGAUUAAAUUAUGCUUGGCAGAUACCAUGUAUUUGUAUUUAAUCAUUAUAAUUUCUCUCUAAAUAUCUUAGAGAAUGAUUCAAUGAAAAAAUUAAGACAAAUUUUGUGUGAGUGUAGCAGUUUUACAAAAUGAUGUCACUGAAAAAGAAAAUAGACUCUGGGAUUGAAAGUGUAAACUAUUUUAAUGAAAAUUCUUUAAAUCAAAUAGUUAAAAGUCAUAAAUAGUUAUAGGCAACAAUAUUAAAGCAAUUUUUAUACAAUAAACAAUUAUUAUAAUUAAUAGCAAAGGAGCAAUAAUAGAAUUUCAAACUUAAAUUCUGUUGGAAAAGUUAUAUAUGUUAUUAAGAAUGUAAAAGCCCAUUGUUGUUAUUAAUAAUGUGUAUGCUUGAUUAUGCUAUUUGAACUAUUUUAUAUCAAAUAAACCAAAUGUUUAAAAGCUUAAAUUCACUCUUUUUUUUUUAAAAAAUUUUGUGGCAUUUGAAGUCAAAUAUAUAAAUAUGUUCUCAUGUAUGCCAAUAAGUUGUCAGUUAUGCUGCCAAGAAACAUAAAGGAAAGAUUUUUUAAAAUGUCGUCAAUAAAAUGUUCA
Molecule: messenger RNA, 4304 nt
Organism: Lymnaea stagnalis (great pond snail)
Lineage: Eukaryota; Metazoa; Mollusca; Gastropoda; Lymnaeidae
Source: the annotation of a GenBank genome assembly